This is a messenger RNA of Pelagomonas calceolata, 2749 nucleotides long. Lineage: Eukaryota; Pelagophyceae; Pelagomonadales; Pelagomonadaceae. The record is from the annotation of a GenBank genome assembly.
GCACGAAGCCCCAAAGCUCACGUCGCACUGAUACGCGUGCUAAUCGUCGUUUGGUACAGACGCGGGAGUCGUUUCGCAGCGUAUACUGUCCACGGCUACUCUACGGCUGCUCAUACCACGGGUAACAUUGUAAUGGCAGCCCACCAUGUCAUGCCGAGACUCGUCGGUUUCGCGCUCGCGCUGCUCGCAAAAGCGCAGCAAACCAACCGCUCGACAAAUGGCACGAACGUCUCACGACAAAACGACUGCGCCAAGCGGCCGGGCCUCCCGCCGGACUUUCCCGCGCUCUACGAGGAAUUAAAUAAUGGCUCGUACAGCGAGCGGCUCUACGGUGCGCGGCACAAGCUGCCGCGCUGCUCGCAGCUGCGCCUGCUCUGGCUGUCGCUCAUGGACAACGCUACGUUAAGGACGAUCCAUUUAUGUGGCGACAAGGGCAUGGUGCCCCGGCCCAUCCCGCCGCGGCUGCUCUACUUCCCGUUCACCUACGAGUACAAGGAUUCGGCGAUGGUCCCCACUUUACUAGGAAACGCGCCCGACCUGCGGGACCCGCCGCUCGAGCCGUGGGGGCUUCCGUCGAACGCGUGGGUCGAGGUCACGCACUGCCCCGUCGGCGCCUGCGUGGAAAUCAACCAGUGAGUGAGGUUAUCCUGAGGAAUAUUGCGGAGACCUCCGUGCGCCUCCACGCCAUCGAGCAGACGCGGUCAUGGGAACAACGUCGCGUCGAUGGCGUAGAAUCUCCACGCCAUCGAGCAGACGCGGUCAUGGGAACAACGUCGCGACGAAGGCGUGGGGCGCCUGAAGUUUGAUUUCCACGCAGGUCGGCGCCGAGGGCGAGAACUUGUAUUUCUACCGCAUGCCGGGCAGCGGCCUCUCGAUCUACACGGGUCAUGUCCUCGUGCUCAACAAGAACGCCCCGAAAAAUACCCAGGCCUCAAAUAAAAGCUUCUACAAGACGGAGAACGAGUUCCGCGGCCCCGGCGAGCCCAUGCGUAAAAGGUUCGAGCGCGUCAAAAGUGAAGGCUUCGACACGGUCCACGCGCCCCAAUCCAAGGGCCUGGGCCAGGAGAUUCUGGCCCUGCGCCACGCGGGCCAAUCCCUCGGCAGGAGGGGGCAUCGGAUCAACGGCCACGAUCUCGUGAAGGCCGGCCACAUGCGGUGCGGCCAGCCGCCCGACGUCCGCGUCUGCGCCUGUGUGGAAAUCAAAAUUUUACGGCGCGUUCGUGCUGAAUCGUCGCGUCGUCCUCCACGCCAUCGACGCGACGCCUGCUCGAUGGCAUGGCGAUGUCGGUUCCUCACCGCACCCGACGCACUGGUUGAUUUCCACACAGGUCUGCGCGCCGGAUGAGCCCGCAGCUUUGUUACAUGAGGCCUGCCCGCCGUGGAACUCGCACCGCCCCGGUGAGCGGCUCACGGAGAAGAACCGGGAGCAUAUUCUACAUGAGGUCGAGGGCCACGGCAUCCACAGCUGCUGGAAGGGCGGCGACGACAGCGUCAUGGAGAACCCGAUGGCGCAGGUCGGGCGAAAACUCCGCGACGCGGUCUCGGUGCUUUUCGCGGGCUACUCGACGCGCGGGCGGCUCCUGGCGCUGGCCGCCGUGGCCUCGGCGCUCCAGCCCCAGGUGCGCGCGGCGCUCAACCACUGGGAGCCCGAACUCGUGGACAUCGUCGCGACGACGGCCGGCGCGACGCGGCGUCCUUAUAGACAUGCCUUCAAUUAUAUUCUGGAUCUCUGCUUUACGCCAUCGACGCCACGUCCAACCGGCAGUCGUUUCCUCACAGACUGCUGCGCCAUGAUCGCGCGGCGGGUGUCUUCCCCAUUGGUGCGCGAGACUUCUGGCGGUGGCGGCGUGAACGUCCAGGGCGAAAAGCAGACACCGAUGGACGUCUUCGCCGACACGCUUCUCAACGACGCGCUGCGACCGCUCGCCAAGACGCUGGCGUCGGAAGAGGCAGACUCGAUCAUCGCCGGUUCGGGCGACACGUACAGCAUCGCGUUCGACCCGCUGGACGGCUCGUCAAACGUUGCGGUCUCUCUCCCAACGGGCACCAUCUUCGGCGUGUUCAAGGGGGACGCGCUCCUCGGAAAGCCGCGGCAAAACCUGGUCGCGGCCGGCUACUGCCUUUAUUCGUCGUCGUGCGAGUUCGUCGUGGCGACAGUAGACGACGGCUUGCCGCGACGCUUCUACCUCGACGGCAUAAUGUUUCGGGACGCGGGGACGAUGCAAGAGACGCCCAAACGCGGACCAUACUACAGUCUCAACGAUGCGCGCGAACCGGAUUGGCCAGCAGGUCUGCAGUCCUGGGUAUACUCUGCCAAGCGCGGCAAGACCGCUGCGGGCACAAAGUACUCCAGUCGCUACGUCUGCGCGUUAGUCGCGGACGUCCACCGGACUCUUAUCACCGGCGGGUGGGCGGGUAAUCCGCGGCCGCACCUCCGGUCGCUCUACGAGGCGGCGCCGCUCGCGUUCGUGGCCAACGCGUGUGGCGGCUACGCGUCGGACGGCGUCGGCGACGUGUUGGAUAUGGACAUUCGCGAUAUUCACGCGCGAACAUCAUACUUCUGCGGCAGCGUCGACGACGUCAAGGACCUCGAGGCCUGCGGCGACGUCCAGCAGGGGGCGGCGACGUAUGACGCAUAACGCUCCCCUCGAUCCGGCACCGAACGACCAGCGCGACGGCGGUGAGUCCCGUGACGAGUCGCGUCGUCGUCGUGUCCUUCUUUAGGAUAUUCCACCCCUAAUCAUUUUUA